Eucalyptus grandis is the source of this 2446-nucleotide messenger RNA. Its product is annotated as E3 ubiquitin-protein ligase Praja-2. Gene Ontology annotation, biological process: protein ubiquitination. The transcript has 3 exons. Gene Ontology annotation, cellular component: cytoplasm. The coding region runs from base 1 to 1368 and encodes 455 amino acids. Gene Ontology annotation, molecular function: ubiquitin protein ligase activity. Lineage: Eukaryota; Viridiplantae; Streptophyta; Magnoliopsida; Myrtales; Myrtaceae. The record is from RefSeq and is a predicted model, not a curated record.
AUGCUGUCUUACCUCCCAUUUGCUCCUCAUUUGCCCCAAUGUGAGGUUGUUCUUGACAAGGGAACCUCCUCCGGCCGCCGCCACCGCCGCCGCGGGACCGCCGCCGCUCGCUUUCCCUCGAGCCCGGCCCCUCCCCCGCCAGCGGCGCCGCCGCCCCGCCGCGCGCUCGAUCUCUACGAUUCCGACGACGACCUGACGCUGCCCGUCCGCGAUCCGGCCGCCGCCGACGAUCGGAUCGAGGAUCUCCUGGACGUCGACUUCGCUUCCGAUCCCGACUCCGGCAAUCGGCUCCGGAAGCUCGGCGGCGGGGGCGGUUGCGGCGUGGAUCUGUUCGUCGAGGAUCCGCAGCUCGCGGGCGGGGCGGAUUCGGCGUCGGAGGAGGUAAACGGGUUGGAUUUUGGGGUGAUCGAUGCGAAUGACAACGUUUGUAUGGAUAAUGUGGAUGUAGAUUUGCGGAUCGGGUUAGGGCUUGGCGCGGGUGGGGACGAGGAUGUUGGAUUUGUGGACGAGGAUUGUUGUGAAGAUGAGUUUUUUAUGGAGACCGGGGCUUCCGGGUUCGAUUCCUGCGAAGCCGGGUUGACGGUUUGCGAAAUGGAGCAGUGCUGGAGCGGUGUUCGUGAUGUCGAGUUCGAUUCCGAUUUGGAGUUGGCGGAAGCAUUGGGGGUUUGUGGAGGUUCAGAGGAUGAAUUGAGUUUGGAUCACGGGAUUGAUGAGGAUGACUAUUUCUGUGGCGUUCCUUUGUGUUGGGGUGAACCCCUUCCAGUGGAAGCCGAUGGCGGGGAGGUCAAGGAUCUCGAUUUGGAGUGGGAGGAAGUUGAGAGUUGUGUCGAUGAUAGAGAGGUGUUGAGCUUAUUUGUUGAUCCUCUCAAUGAUGAUGGAUCCAUUUCUGUAUCUUCUACACCUAUCAUUGCAGAUGAAGGUGAAGAAGACGCGAGUGUCGAAGUGGUUGGAGAUUUUGGGAACUUGGAAUGGGAGGUUUUGUUGAAUUCAGAUAAUUUAGUGGCAACGGCAGGAUUGAAUCAUGAGCUGGAAACUUACUUUGAUGAUGAUGAUGAUUACUUAUAUUCUGCAGAAUACGAGACCAUGUUUGGUCAGUUUACUGAGAAUGAGAGUUCUUUGGUGGGAGGGUCCCCGGCUUCUGAAGCAGUGAUCCGGAAUCUACCGAAGUUGGCUUUGACUCAAGAGGAUGUGGAUGGAAAGGAUGGGCUUUGUCCGGUCUGCAAGGAUGAAUUUUCGGCCAGGGACAUUGCAACGCAGCUGCCUUGCAGCCACGAAUACCACACCGAUUGUAUUUUGAUGUGGCUGCGCGUGAAGAAUACAUGUCCUGUGUGUCGUCAUGAAUUACCUGCUGAUGGUGCAGUAUCAUGAGCAGGGAAGGACCGGGAGAGCACGGAUUGGCCUCUACUCAUGAGUCAGGGCCAACAUUGUUUUGUACAAGUCUGGACUGAGUAUUAAGUUGUGUAAAAAUGUAGAUAGUGGCACAUCAGAGACCCUCUUAUCUUGUACUUGUAGCAAGGAUGAUUGAGUUCUGCAGAAGUUCAACAUUUUUUGGUAAGGGCAAAAGGGCAUUUUAUACCUCAAGAACCCGAAUUGUUAACUGUUGGGAGAAUAAAACUUGAUGUAAUGGUAGGUUUUCUUCAGACAACUCUGCGUAGUCUAUGUUGUCUCUGAGUCUUCGCCACUGCUUUUUUCGGCUGGUGGUCUUGAAGGGCAAUGGCUUAUGAAGUUCUGCAUUCCCCCUCGUGUGUGUGAAUAUGGCAUGAUGAAGGAAUGCGCAAUCAGUGAGCCAACCCCAAAGAUUUAAAAGGGAGCUUUCCACGAAACUAUGAAGCACUUCCGUUUGGGCAGGCGCAAGAGAUAAGGUCUCCGUGGUCUUCUUAAUCAACCGACUCAGAUGCUAAAGCUGAUAAGGUGUUUGAUGAUAGUCUUCAAGUCAAUUCCGGACGGUCGAUGAGGAAAUUUCUCCCUACAUGUGAUAUAAAUAUGCGUCCGGGCAGUAGGUCUGUGGCUCAGGAGCUACCCUAACGACAGAGCAUCAUCAUAACAUGAAAUGCGGAAGUUGGACAUCCAAUUUCCUCACCUUGCUCGACACAACAUGCAACCUCACCCAUCCCACUUUUCCCAAUCUCUCAGCAAUAACAUCCUCCCGACCACAGCUGCCGCAGUCGCAACUGCCGGUGCCAUCCUCUCUAGACCUCGAGAUGGGUAGGAGGGCAGACGACACUCUGCAUACUGUGCUGGACGCGAAGCAUGGCCUGGCCUGGGAGAAGAUCGUCGUCUCAUUUUGCUUGGCAUCGGCCUCGGAACUAGCCGUGGCAUCGAUCCAGGAGAGACAUCACUUUCCUCCAAUGUAUUGUUUAUACUCAGCAGCGGUCAUAUUAGCCUUUACUUUGCUCUUUGUAAGCAAAUACAUCAGUAGCAAUGCCAAGUACCUGACGUUAUCCCA